AGGACAGCCCUCCCCCAUUACACACACACACAUCAGCAGCCACUCUCCUGCGUGUAUAUACACACACUGUGCUGCUGCUGAUCCUGCUCCUUAUAGCACACACAGCCGCCCAGACCGGGGGAGAGAGCAGGCUGAGGGAAAGGCGAAUGAGGAGAAGGCGGUGGAAGGGAGGAAGAGUGGAUGGAAGAGGGAGGAAACAGCGCGAUAUAGGGUAUAUAAGGAACAGAUAAGGGCUGCCACAUAGAAGAACAUCGGAGAGGAUACCAGACAAAGCCAAUUGCUUGCUGCCGCAGCUGGGUCCAGGAGGAGCUGAAGAAAAUUGUGCUGUGAUCUUCCUAUCGUCAGAGAACAAGUGAUGAGUGCUUCCCACACAGCUAUCGCUCCAUUGACCCCCUGCAUGGAGGGCUUGCCUCCACUGCCAAAAAGCCUUAGUGGUUUGCUGAACUCAAGUGGAGGGUCAGGCUGGCGAGACCUUGAAAGAGUCUAUGCACAAAAGUCUCGUAUUCAGGAUGACUUAAGCCGCGGAGGUUCAAGUGGCAGCUCCCAAGCUCACUCAAAGCCACCCAAUCUAGAUGCUGCACUCGCUUUACUUAGGAAAGAGAUGGUUGGGCUACGGCAGCUGGACAUGUCUCUCCUUUGUCAGCUGUAUUCACUUUACGAAUCCAUCCAGGAAUAUAAAGGUGCUUGCCAGGCCGCAUCUAGUGCAGAAUGUACGUACGCCAUGGAAAAUGGAUAUUUCGAUGAGGAAGACGAGUACUAUCAAGAGGCUGGUACCCUCCAUAAAGUUGUCAGGGAUGACUCUGAAGGAAACCUUAAUUUAACUGUACCCUCCAUUUCCAAUGAUGACUGGAUACUUGAGAAUAUCUAAUUUGCCAAACUAAUUUCUGGAAGAUGGAGCUGGACAUCUCCUAACCUUGCUUUCCAAGCCUUUUGUAACGGAAAGUGGUUUGUUACAAUCAUUUAAACCAUUUGAGGCAUACUCUAUUCCUGCUCACUGCUGGGGGUGAGGAUGCUAUCCGUAAUCAGUAAUUCGGAAGAAACUUUUAUGUGCCUUUAACAUCCGAAAGCACUUAAAUGUGAGGAAUGACUUUUUCUAAAAUCGUAUAUAAUGUAUAGUGCUGGAAUAUCUCCACUAGUAAUAAGAUAGUAAUUCUACUGGCUUCCUUCAUCUGCCUUAUAUCAAUUCAUGGGCAAUUACAUAUCUUGUCCUCCUCAUUAUUAUAUACCUAGGGAAAGCUCCGUAUAAUGAAAUAGUAUUCUCACUUCUGAAUGUCUGGAUAUGGCUCUGUGAGCGUUAGUCUGAUUACGUUACUUUGCACGGCACAUACUUUGUGCUGUCACUUCUGUAAAUGGUUAGUGGGAUUGAAUUUAACCCUAUUCAUGAAUACACUGCACUCCCCACUUAUCUCCAGUAUAUAGGACAUUACAUUAUAGUGUCUGCAGAGAAUGGUGGCCAACAGUUUGUGGGCUGAACCUAGAGUUGCGCUCUGGCCACUAUUUUAAGAGCUUGGCUGGCAAAAAUAGUCCGUGCCAAUGCUAUCAGUAGGGCAAAAACAUGGCAGAUGACCACAUUCACCCCAGAACAGGUGUCAAUCUUACAAUUCACUAGAAUGUAGUGCAAACCCACAACAUGACUACCUCUCUGUUGACAUGAACGGGAUGCAGUUACAUGACCGGUGGUCGGGAGCCCGCUGGGGGAUCCCGGUGUUGGUAUGGUGACCGCCCGUCGCCCAAACCCAACCCACAUGAACAAUGGAGCCUCAUUUCUGUUACGUUCCUAGUGAAUUUAUAGGCUCAUGAUCAUUGGUUCAUAUAGUGAAAUAGUUGCCUUCUUUGACACAUACAGUAUGCCCUUUAAUUAACAUCUAGAAGAUAUUUAUGUUUUACUUGGACAAAUUUAAAGUAUAAUAAAACAUUAGUGCUGGUAAUGUACUCCUAAACAUGCUAACUACAGGGAACACAAUCAUCUUGCCAUGAUACAUUUUAAUUAAAUACAUUUUAUUGUACCUUACCUUUUACCAACUCAUAGCGAGAACAUGAUAUUCUAUCUAGAUGCUCGUUCACACAUUUAAUUUCUUUUUUUGGAAUCUGAGUCACCUAAGAACCAACAGUGCCAACUCCCAUCACUGUGUUAUACAUUUGAUGCACAUAUGAAAUGUUGCGUGUCCUAUUUCUCACGUGAUAAUAAUACUAGUUGUACGAUAGAUUGUAUUGGUAAAAGCUCUAUGCAUGGAAAUCACAUCUGAAGCAUUUCACCCAUUUCCCAGCACGUGUGUGCACGAGCCUGAAGGGUGUGUAGACAUGGACACACCUGAAUGAAUAAAUAUGGUAUGCUCUUGCAUUUUUUAUUUCAUUGGAUGCUGUUAAAUACACACAAAUGGUGCAGGGUACAUUCACAGAAACACAUGCACACACCCGUAUUUCUAUUUUUGAUGCACUUCACGGGUCAAAAAACAAGCAUUGAAUGCAUCAAAUAAGUACACUGUUUAGAAAGUUAAUUGCUAUAAGAUACAUCCCUUCUGCAGCUCAUUCUUGUUAGAAAUUUGAAGUCUUCAUCUUAAUCUGUUGUAGAAACUAUUUUAACUUCAACCAGUGUUUUAAUGUUCUAGUUUCACACCUAAUGCAUAAUAAUGCUUGCUGUGUACCAUUUGUUUUUGUUACGCACUUUCUUCUGUAUUGUGUGCUGGUUCUGUUAUGUACAGGUUAUACACACAUCCAGGUGCACAAAUCCACUCCACGUUUGUCUCCUACAGAUAAAAGCAAUUCUAAUUUACACAUGGAUGCAAAAAAAAAAUCACACAUUAAGUCUGACAUGUAGAAAUCUAAGUUUUUGUAUUUAGAACAUUUCUUUGCAGACAGCUAAGCAAAAAAAACAACAACAACCCAUAACUAUUUGUUAUUAUGUUUACUGUGUGUAUAUUUAUUUAGGAAAAAAGUGGUCCUACAUUUUCUCCAAUAAAAAGUAAAGCUAUAUAAA
Molecule: messenger RNA, 2977 nt
Organism: Pseudophryne corroboree (corroboree frog)
Lineage: Eukaryota; Metazoa; Chordata; Amphibia; Anura; Myobatrachidae
Gene: FAM89A
Product: family with sequence similarity 89 member A
Exons: 3
Coding region: 356-868 (170 amino acids)
Source: RefSeq, a predicted model, not a curated record